Molecule: messenger RNA, 1965 nt
Organism: Helianthus annuus (common sunflower)
Lineage: Eukaryota; Viridiplantae; Streptophyta; Magnoliopsida; Asterales; Asteraceae
Exons: 2
Coding region: 116-736 (206 amino acids)
Source: RefSeq, a predicted model, not a curated record
AAAUCAUACAAAUCUCAGCUCUUUCAUCACCGAAUCCAACAAUUCUCAUACAUUUCAUUUCCUCUUUACUCAUUCAACCCAUUUGCAUUUUCAUUUUAUCAAUUUCACUCGAAUAAUGGCAGAAAUCAAAAACACCCAUCAUCACAUUAUCGAAAUCUUAACCGACCUUCAAGACCACCCAUUAAUGGAGAUCUCAGAAUCCCCUGGUCACCUUCUUCUCUUAAAACUCUGGCAGCGCGAAGAACAUCUAUUCGGGUCUCGAAUCACACGCAAAGAAACCCGAAUCGACACUCUCCGAAGCGAAAUCUUUAACCUAUGUUUAUAUUUCUUCACAUUUCAUGUCUUCUUCUUCACCAUUUUGUCCACAUCAUCGGUUACCAACGAUACGGGCUCUUGUAAAAAAUGGUGGAUACCGAUGGUUUUGAAUUUAUCGGUUUCUGUUAUGAUGGUUUUUUUGGUUCAUAUGAAGCUUUGCAGGUACUGGAAAGUGUGUGGAGAGUUGCAGCGAGAGCGAAUGGAUAAUCGGGCUUUGACGAGAUGUGUGCAGGAGUUGAGGAUGAAGGGGGUGAGCUUUGAUUUGUCGAAGGAGCCUGCGAUUGGGAACAGGAUGAAGAGUUCGAGUGUGGAGAUUAAAUGGAAGCCGUUGACUUGGUGUAAAAAUUAUUUGGUUACUUUGUGUUUUGUUGGUGUUAUGGGUUUGGCUGUUCCUGUUUGCAGAUUUAUGGCUUGUGUUUAGGUUUUUAUAAAGCGGGCGGGUCGGGUCAAAAUGAGUUUGGGUGAAAAUGGGCUUUGAGCAAAAUGAGUUUGUGUUAAAACGGGUUGCUUUAAAAGUAUCAAAACGGCUUGUGUUUAGAUUUUUACAAAGUUGGUUGAGAAUUUUUUUGGGCAAAACGGGCGGGUCGGGUCAAAAUGAGUUUGGGUGAAAAUGGGCUUUGAGCAAAAUGAGUUUGUGCUAAAACGGGUUGCUUUAAAAGUAUCAAAACGGCUUGUGUUUAGAUUUUUACAAAGUUGGUUGAGAUUUUUUUUUUUUUUGGCAAAAGGGGCGGGUCGGGUCAAAAUGAGUUUGGGUGGAAUGGGUUUUGAGCAAAAUGAGUUUGUGUUAAAACGGGUUGCUUUAAAAGUAUCGAAACGGCUUGUGUUUAGAUUUUUACAAAGUUGGUUGAGAUUUUUUUGGGGGGCAAAACGGGCGGGUCGGGUCAAAAUGAGUUUGGGUGGAAUGGGUUUUGAGGUAAAUGAGUUUGUGAUAAAACGGGUCGCUUUAAAAAAAGUAUCAAUUUUGGUUCGCGUCGAAAGGUGCAUUUAAAAAAAAGUACUGAUUUCGUUGGAAUGGGUUUUGAGCUAAAUGAGUUUGUGAUAAAACAGGUCGCUUUAAAAAAGUAUCAAUUUUGGUUCGGGUUGAAAGGUGCAUUUUAAAAAAAAAGUACUGAUUUGGUUUUAAAUGAGUUGGUUUAAGUAAAAAAAAAAGUAUGGUAAAUGUCACCUUUGCCGAAGAGUGGAGGUGUCGGCGGAGCCAGCUGGCGGCAGGUGGGUGCCCACAGUGGUGGUAUUGUAUUUGACGACAACGGUGAAGGUGGCGACGAGGAAGUGUUGGCGGCAGCAGAGGUGGCGAUGGUGGUGCUCGGCGGAGUUCAGCCAAAACAGAAGUUUGUUUGAAGAAUUCUUCUAGUGGGGGAUGAAGCCUUCUGGUCCGAUUAAAUGCCCGAUUAAUGUUUAUUUCGGCCUUGUUCGAUAUCUCCCAAGACGGACAGAGACAAGAAGUUUAUGUAAUAACUGUCUUGUAAGCCAAUAUUUUCAACAAUGGUUGAAGUUCACAAAUGAAAUCCCAAAUGUGAAUCACUGAAACAGUGUCAUUCACAAACACACAAUUUUAGUAUACAAAUUCGAAAAGAGAAUCGUCGACUAUGUUAAUGACCGAAUAUGUAGUGCUGCAAUAUUGAAGUUAUGCAUUGGAUUUGUUUUUUUCCA